This is a messenger RNA of Caenorhabditis angaria, 820 nucleotides long. The record is from the annotation of a GenBank genome assembly. Lineage: Eukaryota; Metazoa; Nematoda; Chromadorea; Rhabditida; Rhabditidae.
AUGCUCUUCUACAUCGCUCUCUUGAUUUCUUUCUCCAAAUCUUGCGAAAUCAAGAAAACCCAGCUGUAUUACACGUAUGAUAGUGAAAGUGAUAGCCUUACUGGUCAUUAUCAACGGUCAACUUAUGACGAUCAAACUGGAGAGACUACCAUACAUGAGUGGAAGGAGAACAUUGAUGGACCGAUUUUGAAACCUCCGACUACAACUACAACUACAACUACAACUACAACAACUACGGAGCCGAAAAUAUAUAAUUGUCCGGAUGAUUGGCUCACAUUUUCUCGUGAUAAUUACAAAUGGUGUAUGAAAAUCGUCUUAACAGAGGAAAUCACAAAAAAUUCAGCUCAAGAAGCCUGUGAAAAACUUGGAGCAAAUUUGACAGGAUUUCAAAGUUCCAGUGAGAGAACUCAAGUUGCAAGUAAAAUCAAGUUAAUGGUAGCGACAAAUAAAGAUGCCUUGAAUAAUUAUAUAAGUCAGACAGGCGGAAAGUUUUGGGUUGGAGCUGAGAGAAAAAAAUCAUGUGCAAUUGCAAAUUCAUGCGGAGAUGAAACUGUGAAUGCUUAUGAAUGGACCGAUGGAAAAACAAGUGGAACAGAUGGAAUGAAAUGGCAAAGUGGACAGCCAGAUUUUUAUAAGUGAGUUUGUUUGAAAGGAAGUUUUACAUCAGUUAUUUAUUUCUCACAGAGAGGGACAGAAAUGCGUCUACAUUUCAAGUUCAAAAUAUCAAUCUUCUCGACACGGUCUUCUUGAUGAUGAUGCUUGUGCAGGCACAGACCAUGUGGAUGGAUAUAUUUGUGGAAAAUCAGCCGGAUCAUUAUGA